Ostrea edulis (European flat oyster) is the source of this 4872-nucleotide messenger RNA. Its product is annotated as probable serine/threonine-protein kinase pats1. Bases 155 to 1768 code for a protein of 537 amino acids. The transcript is spliced from 5 exons. NCBI's taxonomy places the organism in Eukaryota, Metazoa, Mollusca, Bivalvia, Ostreida, Ostreidae. The record is from RefSeq and is a predicted model, not a curated record.
CCUGAAUACUAACACUAAAACUACAAUUGGUCUCGAAGUCCAUAACGACAUAUUUGAAAUAGUUUCGGACAACCUAGAAAAUUUCAAACAGAAUAGCAAAUCUGGAAAGGACGAUAAUACAGCUAGUCUACAUGAGAAUAAACGACUCAUCAGCAUGACAGAUUUCGCUGGUCAGGUGGCCUACUAUGCCUGUCAUCAAAUCUAUUUGUCCAGAAGGGCGUUUUAUCUCUUGGUCAUUGAUAUGUCAAAAAAUCUGAAAGACAUAGCAUAUGAUCCAGAGAGACACAAUCCGAUUGGAUCACUGUUCGAGAAAUGGACUUACGAAAACUACUUUGUUUUCUGGUUGCAAUCCAUCAAAACCUACUGUGACGACAAAAAGAUGAAAGAAAAAUUCGGGGACCGUGUGGGAGCAAAUCCGGUGAUAUUAAUCGCAUCACACAGGGACGAACUAAAAAAGAAAAAAGUGAGAAAACCCGAGAAGCCAGCCAACCGUAGCAUGAUUGGAUAUCCGUUUUAUGAGGAGUUGGAGAAAUGCUUGCCUAAAGAACAGACAUUAGGGGGUCUUAUUUCACCCGAAAGGUAUUUCGAAGUUGAGUGUCCACCUAGAUCUCUCUCUAAAGAACAAGAAGAUAGCAUCGAUGAAGUCAGGAAAUGCAUUGUUCAGACAGCAACGAGUCUUCCCCACUGGGGAGAAAAAAUACCAACUCAAUGGUCGUAUUUUGAGCAAAUUGCUCAUAAAAAAAAGAAAGAGAAAAUUCUCAAAAGAAAGGACUUGUGGAAUAUGGGUACAAUUCAAUUUUCAGAUGAGAAUGAUAUGGAUGACAUGCUUCGGUUUUAUCAGGAAAUAGGGCAAAUCAUCUACUUCUCAGACGAGGGGCUUCGAGAUGUGAUUAUUCUGGAUGUCCAAUGGUUUGUAGAUGCCUUUAAAGCUAUCAUUACAGACCCAACGCAUGUACGUCAUUUUACAGAGAGAACAAAGGAAUGGAACGAUUUUGAAGAAACUGGCAAAUUGUCUGAUGCGACUUUAUGCAAAAUAUGGAAAGAAAAUGACAGAGAAUGUUAUACCGACUACAAAGACAAAAUUAUGCCAUACAUGGAAAAGCUCGGAAUACUAGCUAAUGUCAAGUCUCAGGAAGCGAAAAGAAAGAGUCACAAGAAAAAUGAAAACAAGUUUUAUUAUAUCCCUAGCAUCAAUAAGAAGGAUCUUAAAGACGAACACAAGCAAAUCAUUGAUGAAGGAAACAAGACACCCUUGUUUAUAUUCUAUUUUAGAAAUUACCUGCCCCAUUUCUUCUCUUAUCGCCUGUUCGUUAAUUGUUUUCGGAAAUGGGAAUCCCUGCGAGACGAUCUCUUCUUUAAAAAUGCUGCCUUUUAUAGCGUUCAAGGAGGAGACCACAACAUCGCUAUUGCAGUAAGCAAAACUUCAAUCCAGUUACAAGUAUUUACACUAGCCAAAAAUAUCAAGCUGGAAGAAGAGGAGACAAAGAGUAUACGGUCGGUUGUGGAAGAGAUGAUCAACGAAAUUACCACCACAUUUCAUGAACAAGUCGAAUGCGAAAAAGGAUUUGCUUGUAAGGAUCUGAAAAUAACGGAAGAAGAUGAAGAUAUGUUUCUGAAAGAAAAAGACGUGGCCCAGUUACAAACUAACCACCGACCAUGUCCGAAACAUCUUAUGAAAUCCGAGAGUCAUCCAAUAGAUAGAGAUAGUCUUCUGAAGUACUGGUAUAAGGGCGCAAACCCCAAUGCAUCACAGCUGGAUAGUACAUAACAGCAUAUUUUAUUUCGAAGAAAACUUGCCGCAUACUGAAUGGUGCUGUGUGAUUUUUACCAAUAUGUACAUAUUUCAUAUUUCACUACUCUUUUGAAGUGACACGAAUUAACUCUAGUUUGGGAGGUUGUUUGCUAUUUUUGAUUAAGGGCAAGUCUCUUACAUAAGGGACAAAGAAAAGCAAAUUAUUUUCAAAGAUAUAACUCAACAUCUAUAUAUCAUUAAUGGAGCAUUAUUGAAGCAAAUUUCUAUGUAUAGACGUUCUGCAACUUCUAAUAUGAUAAAAUGAGUAUUAUUGGUUAUGUAGUACGGGAUUUAUUGAGAAAUCGUGUAGAAAACGUUGAUGCUUCUUACCUCUUCACCGAAAAAUAUUUUGCAAAGCAUUAUAGAACAAUUGCUCAGAAGAUUCUAACUAAUAUCCAAACUUUAAAGUUAUUUUACGAUCCUUUUAAAGGAUUUCCGGAGCUAGUCUUAAAGUUGUAUAUUCCAAUGAACUGGAAACCGAAAUAUCUUUCUUAAACGUUGUAGAACAAACGUUGUAGAUUGUGAUAAAACCUAUUAACGUAUAUCAAUUUUCAGGGACCAGUUGCUGAUUUGAGGGACCAGGGGGUCAACAGUGUUUGUAAAGAUUUCGAAAUCUUUAAUGCAUUUUUGAAGCAUUAUUGAAGCAAAAUGCUUGUUUUAGCGUUCUCCAACUACUGAUAUAAAGAAAAUAUUUCGUCAUAUAAUACAGGAUUUAUAGUGAACUAAUGUACGAAACUUUUUAUUUUAUCGUUACAACGAGAACUAUUUUGUAAAUCUAAAGAUUGUUAUUCUAAAUAAUAUUCACGGUUCAAAAUCAUUCUUGCGACUCCUUCCUAAGAAAUUCGAGUGCUGCUCCCAAAAAUUCGACUAUCUCAAAUAUCUCGAAACUGAAUAUAUAUUUUGUUCAAUGUCGUAGAACAACUAUGGUAAAUAAUUGUAAGACGAUAUCAAGGUUUAGGGGCCAGUCCCUAAAAUGAGAGGUCAGGAGGGAUCAAUAGUAUUCUCUAAAUACCUCACAAUGUACAACAAAUCUGAGGCACUGUUGCAACUUAUUUUCUUUUUCAUUUUGACGUUGUCCAGCUUCUCUGCUGAUAGACUGUAAAGAGUGUCGGCUACUGUACACCCUUUUGAGAUUGUUCCGUUCCAAAUUUCUUUGAUUACUUUAAAAGUGUCACCGUUUCAUCCCGUGCAAAGGGGAGGGGUUAAUUGUUUUUAUGUUUUGAAAUAAUUCUCAUUCCACUGACAAAAACGUGGAAUUCACAUCCAAAUGUUAGACCUAGGCCGAGGAUCCACAAAUUGUAAUGCCUAUGUCAUUGACAAUACUUUAUGCUCCUGUCAAGCAGUGUUGGAAUAUUUUUCAUUAUGACAUACAUCUACUAAAUUAUUACAUUCAUCUUUAUUAGAUCGAUUUAAAAUUGAUGAACAUAUCGUAAUGAUCCGCAUAAACAAAAAGCCAUCGUCUCGGUAAAUUCGAUAAAUCAACUACUAGUAGACUGAAGAAUAUUUUUCAGAAGUAUGAUUUUAAAAUAAACUCACUCCGAUUUUUCUCGUUUGAAUAAUUAGAUCUAUACACAUUUAUAGCGAGCUAGGCCCAGUAAUAGAUUACAGUACAUGUAAGUUUUUAGCUAUACUGUAAAAUACUACAGCAAUACUUAUACUUGUAUAUAAUGCUAUACCAACAUUUUGUAUUCUGGAUUAAUAUGUAUUCUUGCAUGUAUUAACAUUGUUAUUUACUGUGUAGCACUGGAAAAGUGACGGAAUUAGGAUCCCCUCUGUUUGUAACAAAACACAUACGAACAUUAACUCUUCUGGGUAUCUUCAUUUCAAUUCCAAGAGCUCUCUAAAGAUUAAAUGGGCUGUUAAGUUCAAGAUAGUACAGACAUUAUAAAAUCCCAGGUAAACAUUUUCAACAAGAUUUCCUCUUUAAAGCAUCUUUAUAAGGUACUAAAUUGAAAGUGGUUGUCUUGGAAUGCAUUUAUUAUGAUUUUGAUUAAAGUCAUACUUUUUAAGGAGGUAUGCUACACCAAAGAAAUUUGAUAUGAAUGAAAAGUGGAGGAUAUGUACAAUAUUUAAAAAUUGAAAACUUUUAAAAUUUACUUUAUUUUGUAAAAAAAAAAAAAAAUGCAACAUUUUUUGUUUACGACGUAAUCGAGGGUUUUUAUAAGGGGUAGAUCUGUAGCUCUCUGAUCUAUCCCAAUAUUUCCUCAGAGAGCUACUGUUCUGCAUCUCGUUUAAGGUUAGGCAUAAAAUUGAACUUUUAUGAAAAUCACCGUAUUUGACACUCAAUCUCUGAAUUUUGUAAUAUAUAAUCAGUUUGGUUGUUUCUCAAUAUAUUAUUGUGCAUUGUUUGUAAACAUUAAUGUCAACUUAUUUCUGAAUAAACAUAUUUUUUUAAACUAAGCUAUGUAUUUUAGAUGAUAUAUAGUGUAGUCGGUGUAUAUUUUCAUAUUUUACCAAUGUAUUUAGUGUUUCUUUUUAAAGUUCUGUACUUUUAUGUAUUUUUUCAAUGAAAUUUUAAAACAUCUAAAUGCAUUAAUAUUGACUACAAUAUUUUGGCGUUAAUCUUCACAAUGUACACUCAAAAUGCAAAGACAAAAGGAAUUAAGUCUGUAAUAUCUCAUUAAGUCUUCAUGCUAUCUAAAUAUAGUUUCACAUAUUAAUCACUAGUAAGAGCAUACUGUCAACACUUUGUGUUUUGUUAAUGAAUUUCAUAUAAAAAAAAUACCUUGAUUUGUGUGUACUAAUUUGGAUGUAAAAUUUAUAAAGAAGGCAGACGACGUUCAGUUGAUCAUAUAUUUUUAAUCAAAUCAUGUACAUCCCCAUAUAUUGGUUUGACAUGAACCUGUACAUACCUUCUUUGAUAUGAAAGAAAACGUUCAAAAGUCUAAUGAUAUUCAACAUAACUUUCCGAUCAUUUUUCUUUAAAUGUAUCUGAUGGAAAUGCCAUUUUCCGGAGAAAAUUCGGACUAAAUUUUUCUUUAUUUUUAUUGGAAUCAUAUAGAAAAUGUAUUUUAUUUUACCUGUUAGUAUCCGGACACAUACUGUGUGAAUGGUGACCAUUAAAUAUAUUCAAAUCACAA